Messenger RNA from Rhineura floridana, 1539 nucleotides. It is a transcript of the gene ASCC1, whose product is annotated as activating signal cointegrator 1 complex subunit 1. The record is from RefSeq and is a predicted model, not a curated record. Gene Ontology annotation, cellular component: nucleus. NCBI's taxonomy places the organism in Eukaryota, Metazoa, Chordata, Lepidosauria, Squamata, Rhineuridae. The coding region runs from base 189 to 1250 and encodes 353 amino acids. Gene Ontology annotation, molecular function: RNA binding. The transcript is spliced from 10 exons. Gene Ontology annotation, biological process: DNA alkylation repair; regulation of DNA-templated transcription.
UUGCGUCAUGGCGGAUAACCGAAUCGAAAGGCGCAUGCGCUUAGCCACAGUACCAACCGGACGUAGAGACCAGACCUAACAACAGCGGCCUUUUGUUACUCACCCCUAGGCUCCAGGUUUCCAGUCACGGAUGCUUUGGUGGGCCUCACGGAACUCCGCAAAGUACUGUCAUUAUAAGGGAAAGCACAAUGGAAGUUCUGCGGCCAACGUUGAUAAGAAUUGGAGGACGUGUUUACAGGAAAAAUCAUAAUCGAGAACAGCCCCACCAGCAUGACGAGGAGGAGGAUUUCUGGGAAGGUCCUGGAGAUGGCGCCGAUGAGCCUUGUGAUGCCUUUGUGGUGAAAGAGACAGAAAGAGGCUAUCAAUGUGCUGUGGACAUUCCCAGCCCAUUAUACAAAUAUAUAAUAGGCAAAAAAGGAGAAACAAAGAAGAAACUAGAAACAGAAACUCGAACCUCUAUUAGUAUUCCUAAGCCUGGAGUAGAAGGAGAAAUUGUGAUCACAGGACAACACCGGAAUGGGGUUGUUUCAGCUCGAACACGAAUUGAUGUUCUUGUUGAGAGCUUCCGCAAGAAACAACCCUUCACACACUUUCUGUCAUUUGCACUCAACCAACUUGCAAUCCAGGAAAAGUUUCUACAGUUCAAGGAGGAAGUGUUGGAGAGAUGCUCAAAUGACUAUGGUGUCAGCAGUAGCCUGUUCCAGAACCCUGCCAAGCUCCAUCUGACAAUUGGGACACUGGUACUCCUGAAUGAACAGGAAAUACAGAAGGCUCAGGAUCUUCUGCAGAGGUGUAAAGAAGACUUUGUUAACUCAAUUGCAGGAGGCAAACCGCUUACUGUGGAAGUAGCAGGUAUAGAGUACAUGAAUGAUGAUCCAGCCAUGAUAGAUGUUCUAUAUGCAAAAGUUCACAUGAAGGAUGGAUCCAACAAGCUCCAGCUCAUAGCAGAUAGACUAACAGAUCGGUUUGUGACCUCUGGGCUAAUGAUGAACGAGUGGGAUAGGGUGAAACUCCAUGCCACUGUCAUGAACACAGUCUUCCGGAAAGAUCUUAGUGAUGAAAAGCAACAUAGCAGAACUGCAGGCAAAUAUUUUAAGGAAAGGGAGUCAUUUGAUGGCCGAAAGAUAUUGAAGCUCUUUGAGAACUUCUACUUUGGAGAAGCGCAGCUGAAUUCAGUCUACCUCUCUCAGCGAUUUUCCACAGACAGCUCCGGUUACUAUACAACAUCCGGACAGCUCACUUUCUCCUGAACUACAGACCCCUGCCCUGGCACUAUGACAUUCUGCAUAAUACAGAAGAUGGUAAUAAUUAUUUAAAUUAAUCCAGUUAAAUGGAUAGGGCCAUUCUGCCCUCCUGAAUCAACCUUCUAAAUUUCUAAAUUCACCGUGCUCUGAGCCCAGUGAAAAUGGCUACAUGUUCAAAUAAGAUAUUUUGAUUGUUUGGUGUUUUUAUUGAAGAACAGGUGCUGGAUGCAGACAAAAUAAUACUUUUUGCAUUUAAUGGGUUUGCAGUUGGUUAUAAAUAAACUCACAAAAGUUA